Molecule: messenger RNA, 4965 nt
Organism: Amoebophrya sp. A25
Lineage: Eukaryota; Dinophyceae; Syndiniales; Amoebophryaceae
Source: the annotation of a GenBank genome assembly
UGUGAUUAGAACACUAUUUCGUUCUUGAAUCGGUUCAUGCUCGGUAAGCCAUGAACAUGAUCCGCGUGACUGAAGAGUCACUACAUAUCGGAAUAUAUAGUACGUACUCGAUUGAUCACGUAGUGAAAAUGUAACAUUUUGAAUUCAAAAUGGCGAUCUCCGGCGCUGCACCCGCAGCCUCGUCUCCUGGUGCAGGAUAUGGGCCUCCCGUUGAGUUACCAUCAUCGAAUGCGCAGAAUUUCUUCGAGGAAGCGAAAGUUGGCCAUACUGAGCAAGCAGAACUGAAGCGCAAAUUUUUGAGGUAUUGUUACGAUCUUUUUUGUGUCGAGAAAGGGGUGUGCGUCCACCACUUCCUCCGUGACCCUAGCGCUGGCUUCAUUCAAGACAGAGUUCACGUUUAGUUACUAGUCGAAUCGCGAGUAUACCCACUCAGGAGAGAGUACACCUUCCACCUCCUUUGAGGUUUUCGGAGCCGCGAGGGAAAUGCAGCUUGCUGCAACAGAAUGAUUGCGCCAGAACUGGUGGAGCAGAUGCCACAAGCACGAAGAAGCCUGAAGAACAUGAGCAAGAGGAAGAUGAGAUGGUGUUGCGGCUUCACGGCUUUUGCCGUUUGUUGCAACAUUACGAGGUUUGUCCGGCUCACCAUUUCGAGGCGUAUUUCCAUGCUAUGGAUCGCACAAGAGAUGACGUCAUCGAUUUUAAAGAAUUCUUCCUCGGAUGUUGUGCUGCAGACCCGCAGACGGUUCAUAUUCUCAACAGCUUCACAGGGUUCGAACGCUCGAAGUAUAUUUUCGACUUCUACGACACUAACCGGUAUAAUGUUUUCGUUACUUCUUAUGUCAAGAAUCAAUGAGGAACAAGAAGUUGAUUAUAAAGGUUAGAGGCUAGCAGACCCAGACAGGCAUGAGUCGCAGUCUUGUAGAGCACAGAGAUUCGUUGUUGUACUGACAAGGACACCAUCAGCAAAUUUUCAGGUCAGGAAACUUGGAGUUUCUCGAAUUUUCGAGACUACUGGGUGACACUGUCGCCGUCGCGGGGGGACGCGAGCAGACAAGAAAGCAUGCGAUCGAGAAGGGGCGCGAACUUAAAUUGCUCAGAGAGGGCAAUGGUCGUUUGGACUUCACGGCGGUGAAAUUCAAGAACUUCUACGAAUACAUUCACAAGGAACAGCUACGCGGAACCAGUCGGCUAUUUCGUUUUCAUAAAGGCAUUUUGAAACCAAGAAGGCGGUCGGAGCGCGUAGACGUCUGUGCGGAAUUGCCGCCUCUGAAUCUACCAGCAAAACUCCGCGAUCUAUCGCUUGCGAGCACCGCGCCGGGUUCUGACACCGCCACUGCUUCCAGCGGGGGCGCCCCCAGAAUAGAAAUAGACUCGCCUACUAGGCGGACCAUCGAGAUAGAGGCUAUCCGAGAAUACGAGGCUUGGGCGCCCCAGUUGUUGCAACUGGAUGACGACAUAGACGAUAUAAUCGAAAUCGAGAAAAAAGAAGGCCGCGACAUAUACUUCUUAGGGCAGAAGAUUUCUGGAGAUUCAAGGCCAUCAUCUUCCAGUUCGAUGAGCAUGCUGCUCGCGUCUAGUAACACGGGGAAAAAGAGCAAGAUGCAUACUUUGUCUUCUUCGAGCGCCUCCAAAGACGGGACUACAUCUGCCGGCGAAACCACAACCACAGCAUCAUCAGCUUGUCCUACUACAGAUGAAGAGUCACAACGCCGCGAGAAUGGAGAUCACGACGGCGCGACCAGUGGGCCGGUGGGUAAUUUCAGGUGCGACAAAGACAAUAGAUUGAGAAUGGCGCCGCCGUAUCCUGCAGAUGGAGUGCUGCCUGUAGGCUCUUUUCGGCCCUCCCGGCAGGACGCGCUACAGGCUACAGCCGCAGGGGGAGGCGCAGAUAGCCGCGCCCAGCAGGUCGCUGCUCAGGUGGUUCGCAGCAUCUUCCUCAAAAAAGCGAGACAAGAGCCCGGACUUCUUCACGCGACUUCUGGAGGCUCCGCAAGCGGUGACCUUUCAAAUCAGAACUCGUCCGGUGGUGCUAGUGUUUCAACUAAACCGGUCGUGGACGCGCCUCCUGCCCUAACGACUUUUACAGUUCCUUUCUCUCUGGUCUCACCUGCGCAACUGGAGGAGUUGCUCAAUGCUGUCAGUCGCAUAUUGCUAGCCGAGAGCGUUGUCGUGAAACCUGUGCACUCCCUGCCAACGAAGGUGUUCGGGAGCCUUCACGGACAGCUGGUCGAUCUGCUUACUUUUUUCCAGAGUUUCGGGUUUCCACACUUGGGCCUUGAGUUGGGCGACCUAAGCUACACACAUUACGUCUUCCUUGGCGACUACGUGGACCGUGGAGCGCAGAGUCUAGAGCUUCUCACUUUGUUAUUCGCGUUGAAGUUGCAGGCACCAGAACGGGUCACGUUGCUGCGAGGACACCACGAAAACAGACACGUGAAUGCACAUCUGGGUUUUCGCCAGGAGUGCGAGGCUCGGUUGCCUCCUGGCGAUGGGGCUCGGCUCUACGACGUGAUCAACCGUGCAUUUGAGUUGAUGCCACUCGCAUGUCAAUUCCGGAGUGGCUUUCUCUGUUUGCCAAAUGGGUUGCCAAGACUCCUUGACCAUGAACUACGAGAACACAGAACUUCUGCUGCUGGUUUGCGAAGCUUGACGCAUUUGGAAUCUCUUAUGGGGACAAAGCCUGUCAUCGUCCCGCACCCACAAGCUCUGAACUCAGGCAACGGCUUGAGCGAAAGCGAAUUAUUUCUUGUCCGCUACUUCUAUCCGCAUUUAUCCGAGGUGUCAGGCAGUAGUGAGAAGAGCGAUCCCACCAAGGAAUUUCUUCGAGACAGUGGACUCUGUGCGGUGAUCACCAGCAGACGGAUACCUGAAAGCGGUGUGGCGCUAGCUCCCCGUUCUAUUAAAGCAGAAGAUGGCAGGGAAAUACAGACGGACCAUUCAUCUUCUGGAGGAGACAGGCAAGAAGAGAAGCAAGACUUCAGUCGUCUAAAAGAAAUCAGCUUGGUGAGCUGUGCUGAUGUCGGUGGACUGACGCGAAAUCGAGCGGCUAUGCUCCAAAUAGUCUGCGAGAGCAAGAACACUCAUCGAGUCCGUAUAAGGCGCGUUGCCAGUGGCCCCUCGUCAGCCGCAUGGCGGCUUUUUGUAGAGCUAUGCUGCGGCGGAUCUGCUGCUCUAGGUGUCAGCGAAAAUGCUGAAGGGGAGGAGAAGAAUGGAGUGAGUAGAACAGCAACUUCGCACAAGGAUAAGGAAAUGCGACACCUUGUGUGCGCAGUCCCGGAUUAAGGUCAGCUUUUAUCCAUCUGUCUCGGCAUCUUGGUACCCUUUUCCCUUGUAUUCUCAUGAAAUACAAGGUACAAGGGGUCAAGAUGAGGGGGCCGAGAUGCAAUCUAGCAGACUCUAACCGGAGACCUGUGCUCGGUUCUCUCGGUGGCCAGCGCAGCCCAUGGCGCUGACUCCUCGUCGCGUAGUGGUGCCAAUGUCUGCCGAGCAUCAGCACAAAACCAGGGCAUAUUCUUCUUCAGAAGACAAAUUGUGUGUAGAGUUGCUCUAUCCGAUAGAUGGUUCUGCACCAUUCACUAGACCAGACGAGCAGAAGUCUGCUGUUGUGAUGGCUCUAGAUACGGCGGACCGGGUGGAUAUUGCCAGUCUGAAUCCCCUACUUUUGCCGACGCCAAGUGCUGGAAGUAGUGCUACACGCACAACUUGUGCUGUUUCUAGUGGACCUACCGAAAGGACUGCUUCAGAGCAAACGACUGCGGGAGGAUCUUCGGGAGUUAAUAGUAAAUCCACCGCCAGUGCAAGAAGUUCGUCGAGAGCAGCCGGCGCAACAGGAGAGGCAGCACAGCAGCAACACGCGCGCCGAAUCUCUGCACCAACAGCGGCAAACCAAGUCGCAUCUCCAGGAUUGCAGCGAACGAAUAGCACUGGAAUGUCACGAGGAGCAGGCGCUGGCGUAGGUUCGUUUCAACCAAGGCCACGGGUCUCAGGCGCAGGGGCCACCAGUACAGUUGGCACUACUACAAAUAACGCCAGCAGUGGUAGUGUAGUGCAAGGCGGUCAACAGCUGCGCGAACAUGCUCUACAGCAGUUGGCAAAGAUCACGAAGGAAGCGCGGUCUUGUCGCGGCGUCCGCAGCAGCGAACUGCGGGAACGGAAGCAAAGACUGGCGCCGAUCCUGUGGCAUGCGUGGCUCCAGGCUAGUCUCAAUGCGUUGCAGUGGGAGAAGGCGCUCUCAAUGUUUGACUCGCUUGCCUCGCACCACGGCGGAUCCUCCCUAUCUGUGAGUGAGCACGCAGUGGCUCACUGGCUCACUCAGAAGACACAACGAAACACGUCGUUGGGUGCGACGGCCGCCGCGCGAUCGGGAACGCUAGCGCGUUGGGUCCGAGGAUUUCUCGUAUUCCACAAUAGCACAGAAAGAGCAAGUAAUUCGCAGAUCACUGCAGCCGACUUCUUGUGGGGCAUAGUCGCGGGCAGCGGCUCCGUCUCCCUGAGCCAGGGCCUAGCGGAGCGGUUUAGCAACUACGCAGUGGUCGCGCGUGCGGCAGUCGUACUCCAACUCUGCACCGAUGAGGGUGCAAGAGACUGGGACGAUGUCGGCGGACUUUUACAACAUAGCGCGAGUAGCGGGAGCAGAAGGGCAGAUGCUCUUGAUGCAAUAUUUCGCUUCUCGGCUUUCAUUUAGACUUAGAGAAAGCCAGACUUUUUUCCGUAUAAAAUAUUUUUUCCUUUUUCCGUUAUAACAAUAUAUUUAUAAGUAGUACUCAAACUACUCAAGAUUCGUCACUCUGAACCUGAAGAUUCUGUGAAAUAAGAAUGUGCCACAGGAGGUCCUCUUCAUUUUCCGUGGGGUCUGAAGAUUCAUCUAUUUUCAUUUACGAUUGACUACAAAACAAAAUGUAUCAUUUUUGCCCACAAGUCAAGACGCACUUGUUGUGGAUGCAUGUGGGUGCACAGCAUGGCGGC